Sander lucioperca (pikeperch) is the source of this 2133-nucleotide messenger RNA. Its product is annotated as fibulin-7. NCBI's taxonomy places the organism in Eukaryota, Metazoa, Chordata, Actinopteri, Perciformes, Percidae. The transcript has 8 exons. The record is from RefSeq and is a predicted model, not a curated record. Gene Ontology annotation, molecular function: calcium ion binding. The coding region runs from base 139 to 1482 and encodes 447 amino acids.
UCCUCAACGGUUCUCUAGAGCAGCUUUUCCACUGUGGUCAUUCUCUCACCUGGAGUCCAUGCACGCACUCAAAGUUCACACUGCCUGCGACUUCUAACACAUUUGAGGACUGCACUUCGGAUUGGGAUCAGUGGAAACAUGAUUGCUGCGAUUGUCAUCACCUUGUUGUGUUUCUGCUCGCUCCAUCCUACUUUUGGACAGGACUGCCCUAGUAGACAGGAAAUACAGGGCUCUCUAAAGCAAGUCCAGAAGCUUCUCUCAGCCCAUGAAGCCUCUUACUUGCAGAGUCUUCGCAACCUAAAGAAGAAAAUAAACCUGUUGCAGAGCAGCACGGGGAAGCAGACCACCAGAGCAAUCAACAGUACCUGCCCAAAACUGGACGCGCCUAUCAAUGGGAGGAAACUCGGCAAGUCACACGGCGUGGGCCAUGAGGUUCACGUUCUGUGUGACCCUGGUUAUGAGCUUGUUGGAUCAGAGAGCAGGGUUUGUCAAGAGAGCCUGACCUGGAGCGGCCAGCAGCCCACUUGCCGAGACAUCAAUGAGUGUGCAUCCUCUCCGUGCCAGAACGGUGGGACAUGUGUGGAUGAAGUGAACCACUUCUCUUGUGUCUGUGCCAAAGGCUGGGCUGGAGCUACCUGCCAGAGCCCCAUGCCAACAUUCUUUGUCACCAUGACAAACACCUCUGCCGCCACCUCCCCAGCCACCGCUGCUGCUGCUACCUUGCCGGCUGCCACCACUGGGCCCUUUGUCCGUCCAUCACGUUGCACUAUCGUGCAAGGGACCACCCACUGCACCUGUGAGCCAGGAUACACCAUCUCUGGCAGGGACAGCAACACCUGCACUGAUAUAGAUGAAUGUGAGCUGUUCCAUAAUGGCCAGGCUGGGAGACUGUGUUUACAUACUUGUGUUAACACUCCUGGAGGCUACCGCUGUUCCUGUCCCGUUGGAUACAAUGUGACCCGCGAUGGACGCAGCUGUAAAGAUAUUGAUGAGUGUGCCAUCAGACAGAACAACUGCACAAAGGACCAGAUGUGCAUUAAUACGUAUGGCGGUUUCCAGUGUAUCCGCGUGGACUGUCCCAAAAUCCCUAAUGCUACAUAUGUCAAGACGUCGCCUAUGCGUUGUGAACGUAACCCCUGUCCUGUGGACAACAAGGCAUGUUCUCAGACCCCAAAUUCCUUCUCCUACCAUUACCUGGCUGUAGUGUCCAACCUUUCAGCUCCUCGCGUCAUGUUCAGGGUCUCAGCAUUACGUCCAAUGGGUGACACGCUUCGCUUCUCCCUGCUGGGGGGAAGGCAAGCUCGGCGCCACUUCACAGUCCAGCGUUCAGACCGUGUGACAGGUCAGCUGAUGCUGGCGAGCCCCGUGCAGGGCCCUGCCACGCUGGAGGCAGAAGUGGAGAUGAGCGAGCUGGAGAGACGAGUCCAGCUGGGGAGGUACAUUACCAAAGUAACCAUGUUUGUUUCCCAGUAUGAGUUCUAGAAAGAGAGGGAUGAAAGUGGAAGCACACAUAGAGCACAAAGGCCAAAGAAAAGGGUUGUUUAGGAUUUAGCUAGGGACUCUAUAUUUGGUCAUGGAUGUGUGAUAAUCUGAUGUAUUGUGGUGACCAUCUGUGCUAAAGAAGUUGCUGCAGACAGGUCUUAAAACUGUAGUAAAGUCAUCAUGAACCAGCACAUGAACUCUCACGUGAUGGAUGGUUAACACCUGUCUUGCACUGCUGCGUGCAAUAAAUGUUUUAGAAUAUGGGUUCUUCAGGGGCAUUGGUGAUAAGCUACAGACAUGCAAAUUCAGGAAUGUAUCUUCGGAUUAAUUAUAUAAGAACAAGAGUUUUGUAUUGAUGAACUGAAACAUAUUUAUUGCACAAAAAUGAGAUAUGAAAGGUGAAUGACAUGAUGUAGCAAACAGUAAAACAGCAUUCAACUGGAGGAACCAGAACAUAUGUAGACAGUCCACCCUGAAAGAAAGUGCUAUUUUUGUAAAUGACAGUCCUGCUAUGUUGACAUUAUAUGUUAUGUAUACUGGAAAUGUAAUCAUAACUUGUGAAGAUUUUAUAAUUCUCUUUACUAUCAUGUUUUAUUUAUAUUCUGGUUUCAGUAAAACUAUUAUACAAUCAUUAAAACACCAUAUAAAGCC